AGCCCAACGGGGACGGGGACGGGGACGGGGACGAGGCCCCAGGGGGCCUAGAACACCCUCCCAUUCCGAGCCCUUUCCCCUCGGAGCUCCUCCCUUGUCACUUCUACUCCGCCCCUUACUAAACUUCCUGGGCCGGAAUUUGUGUCUUUUCCCUUGGCCCAAUAGAGAGUAAGAGUGAACUUGGCCUGAGAAGUGGGGGGCUAGUAAAAUGGAGCCGAGCAGGUCAGCGCCUGGGCCAGCUGGCUGUGGGUCUCGAGGGGCCACGGGGUCGGGGACAGCGGCGGAGCUCGUGUACCAUCUCGCGGGGGCCUUGGGCUCGGAGCUGCAGGAGCUGGCGCGCCGUUUCGGUCCGGAGGCGGCGGCCGGGCUGGUGCCGCUCGUGGUCCGGGCCCUGGAGCUCCUGGAGAAGGCCGCCGUGGGGCCCGCCCCGGACUCGCUGCAGGUGUCGGCGCAGCAGGCCGAACUGGAGCUGCGGCGGCUGCGGGAGGAGAACGAGCGGCUCCGCCGGGAGCUGCGCUCGGGGCCGCAGGAGGAGCGCGCGCUGCUGCGGCAGCUCAAGGAGGUGACAGACCGACAGCGGGACGAGCUCCGCGCGCACAGCCGCGACCUACAGCAGCGCAGCCAGGAGACCGAGGCCUUGCAGGAGCAGCUGCAGCGCCUUCUGCUGGUGAAUGCGGAGCUCCGGCACAAGCUGGCGGUCGUGCAGGCCCAGCUGCGGGUGGCUCAGGACCGCGAGAGGGAGCGCCAGCUUUCUCGGGAAGGCGCCCGCGAGCUAGUUGGAGACCAGAAGCAGGAGCCUGAGCGGGCAGCCCCUGAACCCCCGGUGGAUGCCCCAGAGCAGCCAGGGAGCCCCUUGCAGGGAAGCCAGAGCGGCUUCAGCCGGGAGGAAGUUGAACAGAUUCUUCAGGAGCGGAAUGAGCUUAAGGCCAAUGUGUUCCUGCUUAAGGAGGAGUUGGCCUACUUCCAGAGGGAGCUGCUCACAGACCACAGGGUCCCUGGACUUCUGCUCGAAGCCAUGAAGGUGGCCAUCAGAAAACAGCGGAAGAAGAUCAAGGCCAAGAUGUUAGGGACACCAGAGGAAGCAGAGAGCAGUGAUGAUGAAGAUGGCUCAUGGCUCCUGCUCUCCGUGGAUAAAGAAAAUGAGCCUCCGCCCACCGAGUCCAGAAUACAGAGUUUCUUUAGCUUGUGGUAUCGAGGUGCAGGAGAGGCCCCUGAGGCUGAGACCCGCUGCAGCACUUCUCCCAGCAAGCUAGGGGAAGAAGAGGAAGCCACCCAGCAACCUCCCUUGGAGCCUGUGGGCCAUCCUCCAGCCCCCAUCUCCUGACUGUGCUUCUGUGAUGAACAUCUUGGUCUGAGGACCCAGCUGCGCAAGAUGCCUGACUUUGGGGAUUGGCUAGAAGUGGAUGUGUGACCUCAAAUGAAGAUAGGGAAGACAGGGGACCCUUCACACCUGUCCCCAGGGCUCAGCUGCAGUCAGUUAUGGCUGUUGCAUUGGGGAUUUUAGGCUGCCUCACUUCCCUGAUAUCUGGCCCUUGCCUUGGACAGUUGUUUCUAAUUGUUUUGAUACAAUAAACAAUGAUUCUGUGUGUAAGUAA
Molecule: messenger RNA, 1595 nt
Organism: Perognathus longimembris pacificus (Pacific pocket mouse)
Lineage: Eukaryota; Metazoa; Chordata; Mammalia; Rodentia; Heteromyidae
Gene: Rilp
Product: Rab interacting lysosomal protein
Exons: 10
Coding region: 209-1324 (371 amino acids)
Biological process (GO): cilium assembly
Cellular component (GO): ciliary basal body; cytoplasm
Molecular function (GO): protein dimerization activity
Source: RefSeq, a predicted model, not a curated record